Molecule: messenger RNA, 2460 nt
Organism: Diorhabda carinulata
Lineage: Eukaryota; Metazoa; Arthropoda; Insecta; Coleoptera; Chrysomelidae
Exons: 1
Coding region: 1-2460 (819 amino acids)
Source: RefSeq, a predicted model, not a curated record
AUGGAAAUUUUAAAUGAUGAAUCCAAGUUUAUGGAACAAUUAGCUCAACGAGAGCAAUUCUUACAAAAUUUUUAUGAUUCAUUUGCGUCAGCAAAACAUUUAUUGAAUCAAUUAAAACCAGCUAAUAAUAGUAACAGUGAUCAUAAUUCCGAUAAGAAUUCGAGUAUUUCAAGCAAAAAUUGUAAUUCUCCUGCAGUAAAAUUGCCAGACAUAAAACUACCUACAUUUAGUGGGUCUUCAAAUACCUGGCUUGAGUUUCGAGACACGUUUACCGCAUUAAUAAACAACAACCCUGAUAUUGAUGAUAUAAAUAAAUUUCACUAUUUAAGGGCUAAUCUAGAGGGUAGCGCUAGUCAGAUCAUUCAAUCUCUUGAAAUUUCUGCAGGAACGUAUAAGGUUGCAUGGGAUUUGUUAUGUAAACGAUAUGAUAAUAAAAAAGCAUUGAUAUACAAUCAUUUAGAUGCAUUGUUUGGUUUAAAAAAAAUUGUUAAAGUCUCAUCUUUUAAAUUGAGAAAUCUCUCAGAUACAGUCUCCAAACACUUGAGGGCUCUUAACAGUCUUAAACUUCCCACAGAUCAGUGGGAUAUUCUAAUUUUACAUUUAAUGGCCAAAAGUUUGGAGGAUGGAUCUGUUAGUAAAUGGGAGGAAUACAAGUCUAAAAAAGAUUUGCCUUCUCUUGAGGAUAUGUAUGAAUUUUUAAGAAGUAGAUCAGACUUGCUAGAGCGAUUAGAGUUGAACAAACUUGAACAGGGAUCCAAGUCAGGGAAAACCAGGAGCUUACUUUCUGCCGAUUCAGAAAAUAAUUCACAUGAAAACAAAACAUCUUUUCAAGGUUUCAAGUGUGCCAUAUGCAGUGGCGAUCACAGAGUGUUUAUGUGCGACAAAUUCAAGGCAAUGUCUGUGCUAAAUCGCAUGGAACAAGCCAAAAGACUAAAGUUAUGCUUAAACUGUCUUCGAAGUGGCCACAAAACCAACCAAUGCAGAUUGUAUGCUUCAUGUAAAACAUGUAAGGGUAAACACAAUACUCUUUUACACAUAGAAAACAAAAAUCAAGCAAAUCAAAAUAUAAAUCAAGAAAAUGUUUCCCUAACUACAAGUUCGGAACAUUUUCAAAUUCUGUUAUCCACUGUAGUAGUAGAUGUUUUAAACAGUUAUGGUGCUUACGUACCUGUUCGAGCUAUUCUAGAUUCAGGAUCAAUGUCUUCCUUUAUAACUGAGUCUCUUCACUCAAAACUAAAUAUUCCAAAGCAAACAAUAAAUUUCGCUGUUUCUGGUUUGAACAGUGCCGUCUCUAAUGUGAAAUAUAAAUGUUGUUUAAAAUUUAAAUCUCAACAUAAAAGUUUUAUGACGGACUUGUCUUGUUUUAUUUUGCCAGAAAUAACUGGAAACUUGCCUACAUUUUACAUUGAUAAGCAAAAGCUAUUGAUACCUAAAUAUAUCAAUUUGGCUGAUAAAAACUUCCAUAAGCCCGGACCAAUCGAGAUGCUGAUAGGUGCUGAUAUUUUUUGGAAUGUUUUAUGUCCAAACCAAUUGAAGUUAAAUACAAAUGGUCCUGUUUUACAGGAAACUCAGUUUGGGUGGUUGGUUUCAGGUAAAAUACAAGGCUUUCAAAUUUCUAAUAAUAUAGUUUGUAAUUUGGUUAAAAAUGAAGGUGAUUUAUAUAUCCAAGACCAGUUAUCAAAAUUCUUUGAAAUAGAAAGUGUUAAAACUGCCAGUCCUUGGUCCAAAGAGGAAAUGGACUGUGAAACUCAUUUUAAAGACACAACAACAAGAACUCAAGAAGGUCGUUUUGUUGUAUCGAUUCCAUUGAAAGCAAGUCCAAAAAUAUUAGGUGAAUCUUUAGGUCUAGCCAAAAGAAGAUUCAAAUCGCUUGAGCAAAAAUUCUCAAAAGAAUACCAAUUCUCAAGAAUGUACAAGAAUUUUAUCCUCGAAUAUGAAAAGCUCAAUCAUAUGCAAAACAUAGGAGAGGUAUCUGAAGUAAAUCAUGAGGAUGCCUAUUAUUUACCGCACCAUGGAAUUCUACGUAUGCAUAGCGCAACAACAAAAUUAAGGACAGUUUUUGACGCCUCGGCGCGAACUACAAGUGGAGUUUCUUUUAAUGAACUUCAGCUAAAAGGACCGGUAAUUCAAGAUGAUUUAGUGUCAAUAUUAUUACGCUUUAGACAAUAUAAAUAUGUUGUUACCGCGGACAUUGAAAAAAUGUACCGUCAGGUCUUGGUGUCAAAAGAUCAGCAUAAAAUGCAAAGAAUUCUAUGGCGAGAUAACGAAAAUAAAGCACUAAGUGUCUGUGAACUUUCCACGGUAACUUAUGGUACUACAAGUGCACCAUUUUUAGCUAUUAGGUGUUUAGUAGAAUUAGAUAACUCUUUGAAGUUGCUUGUAAAACUAUCCCAAAUAUCUUCGUUCAAUAAGGAGUAUAAUGAUUUAAAAGCUGGGAAUGAAAUUAACAAAAAAAAGUAA